GAGGGUUAGAGUCUUCUCCCUUGCGAAAACCCAAAAAAAAAAAAGGGCAACCUUUCGAAUCCCCAUUUUCGUAGCGGAAACCAGCAUUCAGGGUUUCAGGUUAGCUAAUGUUGUGUGUGUCUCUCUCUCACCACUGUUUAUGGGUCACUCUGAUUUCUUGAAUUUGUUGUUCGCUAUUGGUGUGUGGUGUACUGCAUAUAUCACUGUUGCAAUUCUUGCAUCAUUGCGGAUCUUCAAUUCCAUCUGCUCAUUCUGAGUUAGUGAAGCAGUUUGAAAAGUUUGAGAAGCUAUCAUGGGCUAUGCACAACUAGUUAUCGGUCCUGCCGGCAGUGGAAAGUCAACCUACUGCUCUAGCCUAUACCAUCACUGUGAAACCCUUGGACGGUCAAUAAAUAUUGUGAACCUAGAUCCUGCUGCAGAAAAUUUCGACUAUCCAGUAGCCAUGGAUAUAAGGGAGCUCAUUAGUUUGGAUGAUGUUAUGGAGGAACUUGGUUUGGGUCCCAAUGGUGGCCUUAUGUACUGCAUGGAACAUCUUGAAGAAAAUCUGGAUGAUUGGCUGACUGAAGAAUUGGACAAUUACUUGGAUGAUGACUAUCUAGUAUUUGACUGCCCAGGCCAGAUAGAACUCUUUUCACAUGUACCAGUUCUCCGUAACUUUGUGGAGCACUUGAAGCGCAAGAAUUUUAAUGUAUGUGCUGUAUACUUGCUUGAUUCACAGUUCAUUACGGAUGUUACCAAGUUCAUUAGUGGAUGCAUGGCAUCCCUUUCUGCAAUGGUCCAGCUUGAAUUACCACAUGUUAAUAUCCUCUCCAAAAUGGAUCUUGUAACAAACAAGAGGGAUGUUGAAAACUACUUGGAUCCAGAGCCUCGGCUUCUUCUGUCAGAGUUAAAUGAACGGAUGGCUCCUCGGUUUAAAAAGCUAAAUAAAUCUUUGAUUGAAUUGGUGGAUGAAUAUAGCAUGGUGAGCUUUAUCCCACUUGACUUGAGGAAGGAAAGCAGCGUACAAUAUGUGCUGGCUCAAAUUGACAACUGCAUUCAGUAUGGUGAAGAUGCUGAUGUGAAGAUCAGAGAUUUUGAUCCAGAAGAUGAUGAGUAGGCCUGUUGAUGCUUCGGUUGCUGUGAAACGUCAAACAUGCUCCAAAUUUCACUCUGUAGAUAACUUACGAAAAAGAUGGCAGAGAAUGUUAUACCAAACUGAGCUGAGAACCGUUUUGACUGUGGUAGUUUUGAAUGUACAAUUGGAUUAAAAAGCAAUUUGGAUGAUAAACUAUUGAACUGAUUUUACCCAAGGUUCUGAAUGGACCAUAAUUGAGAUAUCUUGUGCAAGCUUGAUCUUGUGGUAUCUCUUUUCUUUGUGAAUGUACGUAACCUCAUUUCUUGGCU
Molecule: messenger RNA, 1383 nt
Organism: Theobroma cacao (cacao)
Lineage: Eukaryota; Viridiplantae; Streptophyta; Magnoliopsida; Malvales; Malvaceae
Product: P-loop containing nucleoside triphosphate hydrolases superfamily protein
Molecular function (GO): GTPase activity
Source: RefSeq, a predicted model, not a curated record